CCUCCGACCUGGCAGGCGCUCUCCUCUCCUGCCCAGCCUCCUCCCCAGCCUUCGGAUCUCUCCAAGUGUCCCAUGGCCAACUGCGAAUUCAGCCCUGUGUCCGGGGACAAACCUUGCUGCCGGCUCUCUAGGAAAGCCCAGGUCGGUCUCGGAGUGGGUGUCCUGCUCCUCCUGAUCAUCCUUGUGGUGGCCGUGGUCGCAGUUGUGAGGUGGCGCUCACCCCUGGAGUGGAAUGGGGAGGGUACCACCAAGCACUUCUCUGAGAUCUUCCUGGGACGAUGUUUCGUCUACACUCAAAUCAUCAGGCCUGAGCUGAGAAAUAAAGAUUGCACACAGAUAAUGGCUGCAUUCAAAGGAGCAUUUAUUUCAAAGAACCCUUGCAGCAUCACCAAAGAAGACUAUCAGCCACUCAUUCAGUUAGACACCGAAGCAGUUCCUUGCAACAAGACUCUCUUUUGGAGCAAAUCUAAAGAUCUGGCCCAUCAGUACACGUGGGUCCAUGGGAAUAUAUUCACCCUGGAGGACACUCUGCUGGGCUACAUUGCUGAUGACCUCACAUGGUGUGGAGACCCCAGUACUUCUGAAGUGAACGAGCAGUCUUGCCCACAUUGGAAGAAAGACAACUGCCCUAACAAUGCUGCCUCGGUGUUCUGGAAAGUGGUGUCCCAGAAGUUUGCAGAAGCUGCCUGUGGUGUGGUCCAAGUGAUGCUCAAUGGCAGUCUCAGUGAACCCUUUUACAGAAACAGCACUUUUGGAAGUGUGGAACUCCUUAAUUUGAAUCCAAGAAAGGUUCAUACUCUUCAGGCUUGGGUGAUGCAUGACAUUGGAGGAGCUACCAGUAACUCAUGCUCCGGCUCGUCUCUCAAUGAGCUAAAGCUGAUAGCAAUGUCAAGGAACAUUACAUUUGUCUGCCAGGAUAACUACAGGCCUGUCAGGUUUGUUCAGUGCGUGAAAAAUCCUGAGGAUUCGUAUUGCAUCUCUGAUGUCUGAGCCAUGGUUGAAUAGAUCUUAGAUGGCCUGCAGAAGGCCAACAUGCAUGACUCAGAAGGCAAGCUGGGAGAGCUGAAGAUUUCUGGGCAAGGUCUCUGUCACUGCAUCAACAUUGGAGAUGAAAGCAUUUCCCUCCAAACUACUACAAUGAACUGCGUUGUCAGCAUAGUUUCUAUUAUGUCCUGCAAGUAUUACAAAAAAAAAAAAAAACCACCUAUGUACUGUUUAAAGUUAGAAUUCAAAUUUUAUCUUAUUUCAUUUUAACUUCUUCAUGUGGCGCUUUUACGUUGUUGUGCAUUGUGUGUAUUGGUCACAUCUUUUGUGGGGUGAUGGGGAUUAAACCAAGAAACAUUCCAGCACAGCUGGAAACAUACUUAUUGAAAAUGACUACACAAAACCUCUCUUGUUAGAACUUGCAAAUGAAGAAAAUGAAAUGUUCAAGAUUUUCACAAGACACCACAUUUUCAAAUUAAUGGCAUUGUUUCAUGAUGUUAUGUAUCCUUCCUAUAGGUACUACAAAAUUCAUGGCUGUUAUGGGGAAAGUGUUCUGUAGGAUUUAAGCCAUCUAAGUACUUGGUGCCUUUACUCCAACCAAUUUUGCAGAGCUAUUUUUUCAUUCUUUUUAAAUGAGAAAAGAGCUCAGAGAGAUUAUAUAAUUUGUCUAAUGUCAUACAUUUAAAAUGAAGGUUGUAGUUGAAUUUAAACUCAUCGCUGUCCAAAUACAAAAGAUAUAUGUGAGAAACUUCUUUUUCCAGGUCUUCAAUGCCAAGCCGACAGUAGCUUAUGCUCUAUCCCAACAAAAGUGUGUUGGAUGAAAAUGAUUGCAGUAUAAUAUGCAAUGUGAUUAUUCUGGGUGGUUUCAAAACAGACUAAAUUUCCUUUUUUUUCCCCUUC
Messenger RNA from Jaculus jaculus (lesser Egyptian jerboa), 1884 nucleotides. RefSeq names its product CD38 molecule (gene Cd38). Lineage: Eukaryota; Metazoa; Chordata; Mammalia; Rodentia; Dipodidae. The record is from RefSeq and is a predicted model, not a curated record. Gene Ontology annotation, biological process: positive regulation of B cell proliferation. The transcript has 8 exons. Gene Ontology annotation, cellular component: plasma membrane. Gene Ontology annotation, molecular function: NAD+ nucleosidase activity; phosphorus-oxygen lyase activity. The coding region runs from base 73 to 990 and encodes 305 amino acids.